Molecule: messenger RNA, 1248 nt
Organism: Humulus lupulus (European hop)
Lineage: Eukaryota; Viridiplantae; Streptophyta; Magnoliopsida; Rosales; Cannabaceae
Product: phenylacetaldehyde reductase-like
Exons: 6
Coding region: 76-1059 (327 amino acids)
Molecular function (GO): oxidoreductase activity, acting on the CH-OH group of donors, NAD or NADP as acceptor
Source: RefSeq, a predicted model, not a curated record
UAACUUAUAUAUAGCCGUGUAAAAACGUAGUAGUAACAAUAUUACACACUCCAAAAUAUCUGGAGAAUAAGAAAGAUGAGCAACUUAUCCGGCGCUGGCAAGGUGGUGGGAGUCACCGGAGCCUCUGGUUACAUAGCUUCAUGGAUUGUCAAGUUUCUCCUCCAACGCGGCUACACUGUCAAAGCUUCUGUUCGUGACCCAAGUGAUUCAGGAAAGAUUGCCCACUUGACUUCGCUUGAUGGAGCUAAGGAAAGGCUUCAGCUGUACAAAGCAAACUUACUGGAAGAAGGUUCAUUUGAGUCUUGUCUUGAGGGUUGUGAAGGAGUGUUUCACACUGCAUCUCCCUUUUAUCAUGAUAUCAAGGAUCCACAGGCAGAACUGCUUGAUCCUGCAUUAAAGGGAACACUCAAUGUUCUCAACACAGUUGCAAAAUUCCCAUCUAUUAAGCGGGUGGUUUUGACAUCUUCCAUUGCAGCAGUUGCAUACAACGGAAAACCAAAAACUCCUGAUGUUGUAGUGGAUGAGACCUGGUUUUCAGAUCCAAAUAUUUGUAAGGAAUCUCAGCUAUGGUAUGUGCUUUCAAAGACAUUGGCUGAGGAUGCUGCAUGGAAGUUUGUUAAUGAGAAGGGCAUUGACAUGGUUACAAUCAACCCGGCUAUGGUGAUUGGUCCUCUGCUACAGCCAACACUAAACACAAGUGCUGCUGCAAUUUUGAACUUGAUAAAUGGAGCACAGGCAUACAGCAAUCUUAGUUUUGGAUGGGUCAAUGUGAAAGAUGUAGCCAAUGCCCAUAUUCAAGCUUAUGAGAUCCCUUCAGCUAAUGGAAGAUAUUGUCUGGUUGAGAGAGUUGUCCACUCUGCAGAACUCGUAAAAAUCUUAAGCGAGCUCUACCCUGGUCUUCAACUUCCCGAGAAGUGUGCAGAUGACAAACCUUUAGUGCCAAUAUAUCAUGUGUCAAAGGAGAAAGCAAAGAGCUUGGGAAUUGAAUACAUUCCAUUAGAGACUAGUCUGAAGGAGACUGUGGAGAGCUUGAAGGAGAAGAAGUUUGUCAAUUUCUAAGUCAUAUAAUAGUGUAGAAAUAGUAGUUUCUACCACUACAACCCUUCAAAUGAUUUGUUUUUAAUAAAAUGGGGUAUUUGUUUGGCUGAUGAACUUUUGGUAUUCUCUACUACUAAGAAGAAGGAAAUGAAAAAUGGCAUUACUGCUUCUUCUCCUUUCUUUAUAAUAAAAUGUAUCAUUUUUAUUAAA